AUGGCAAGACCUGUCAUAUCACUACGAGUGGUACUGAACACGAUCCCUCGAUCAACUCAUCAAGUGAACUUGAGGGGUCAUUUACCACAGAUCCCUUCAAGCUCGAGAUCAAUCUUCCAAUCCGCUGGUAUCCGAACGUAUGCGACUCAUAAAUCCACCAAACACCCCACAUCUACAUCUGAAGCGACGUCUGAACUACUUCGAAACGGAGGAUCAGCACGAAGAGCCACUGAGGGAGGACCUGAAACCGUGGGGCCUUUUCCUUUGGGUGUAGGAGCGAGUGGAAGAAGGAAAGCUUGGAGACCAUGGGGUGAAUUAGGUAUUGGUGGAAAAUUGGUAAGAUCAACACAGCAAACUGGAAAUUUAGCUGUUAUAUUAGUCGGAGGAACUUUAUUUGUCAUUUUAACAUUAGCUUUGACUACUGAAUUAUUCGCCAAGAAUUCACCAUCGGUAUUAUAUUCACAAGCGGUAGAUAUGAUACGUGAUUCUGAUGCUCUCAAUCCACAUCUAUUACCACCUUUGACAUUCACGCAUUCACCACAUUCUUCAGCACCUGUUAGAGGAUCAGCUCCGAUCCCACAUACGUUCAUCAAACAUCCUAAAUCAGGUAGAGAACAUAUGUUAUUGACUUUUUGGAUACAUGGAAGAGGUAAAGAUGAACCUGAACAAUUAGGUAGAAUCAAAUCAAUAUAUAGAAAUAUCGAAGAUUACGGUAGAAAAGGUUUGAUCUACGUUGGAUUGAUCAAUGAUUCAACUUCAGAUCUCGACACAAAUCAAGAUCACAUCGGAGAAGAUAAGCUUAGUCAACAGAGAAAUGUACAAGAAGGUUCAGUUCCACAACAAGGAAUAGUUAGUAGAUGGUUUGGUGGAUUCACUAAUUCUCUAAGAGGAAAUACAGCAUCUGGCACAGCAAAGAAAGAUACGAGAGGAUUACCUCCACCUGGUACUUACAAGAUUGGCGAAUGUCGUGCUGAAUACGUUAAAAAUGCUUCGGGUACAUUCACUCUUUUGUCUCUAUUCGUGGAUAUACCUUCUUCGACAGUAGCGUAUCCAUCCAGAGUAGUCAUUCAUCAAAGUCCGGAAGCGGCAACUGAAGGUUUAAUAGGUACUAGAAUAAGGUGA
This is a messenger RNA of Kwoniella shivajii, 1122 nucleotides long. RefSeq lists its product as uncharacterized. Gene Ontology annotation, cellular component: TIM23 mitochondrial import inner membrane translocase complex. The record is from RefSeq and is a predicted model, not a curated record. The coding region runs from base 1 to 1122 and encodes 373 amino acids. The transcript has 4 exons. Gene Ontology annotation, biological process: protein import into mitochondrial matrix. Lineage: Eukaryota; Fungi; Basidiomycota; Tremellomycetes; Tremellales; Cryptococcaceae.